AUGUCAGCUUCCACUUCACAUCCUUCUGGCUCGACACCACUGGCCCUACCGCCUGGUGUCGAUAUUACAGCGUUCAACAAGUUCAUCAAGGAUUACCGAGAAUGUCCAGUGGCGCCACGCAACGUCGGCAACGUGCAGGCUAUUGUCGACCCGGCCAACCUGCUGCCAAUGCCGAUGAGGCCCAUCGCCUUUGGGAGCAACUCUGGGUACGGCGGCGCAGGUUCCCGUGUGCGCGGCAGCCUGGUGCUCAACAUGGGAAAGAACAUGAAGAAGAUCCUCGAGGUGAACGUCGACGGCAUGUACUGCCUGGUUGAGCCGGGCGUCACGUUCCAGGACAUGCACAACUACUUCGUUGCGAACAACCUGCGCGACAAGCUGUGGAUCGACGUGCCUGGCCUGGGCAGCGCUUCCAUCCCGGGCAACACGCUCGAGCGUGGCGGCGGAUACACGCCGUACGGCGACCACUUAAUGAUGCACAAACCUGCCGACGAUGCAUCACAUCCUGCUGGACGCAGCCGUCAUCGGCACCAAGGCGGAGUACAUCGACAAAAGGGCGUGCUGGGCAACGAAGAGCUGGACGCUAUUGGCAAGAAGCUGAACCUGGCCCGCUGGAACUUUUACGGCGCGGGCGCCUUCACAGCCAUUCCCGGCGCCCGGUUCUACUGCAAAGACGACGUGCUUGCGAACGCGGUGCUGCGCAUCCGCGACCUGACUAUGCAAGGCAUCCCGACUGUUGAAGAGUUGCGCUGGGUCUCGUGGCCGCACAACGGCACGCGUCUCUUCUGCUCGCCCAUUGCGCCUGUCCGGGGCGAGGACGCCAUAGCGCCGUACGAAGUGACGCGGCGGCGCUGCGAAGAGGCCGAGCUCGGCUUUAUCGGCACCGUCACCAUUGGCAUGCGCGAGAUGCACCACAUUAUCAUGGGCACGUACAACUGGAACAACAGCAGCUUCCUGCUCGUCAACGAGGCCAUCAAGAACGCCGUCGAUUCGAACGGCAUCAUGGCGCCCGGCAAGUCCGGCGAGUGGCCCAAGAACUAUACGAAGGAGCAUGGGAUGCUGUGA
Molecule: messenger RNA, 1062 nt
Organism: Sporothrix schenckii 1099-18
Lineage: Eukaryota; Fungi; Ascomycota; Sordariomycetes; Ophiostomatales; Ophiostomataceae
Exons: 5
Coding region: 1-1062 (353 amino acids)
Biological process (GO): lactate catabolic process
Cellular component (GO): mitochondrion
Molecular function (GO): D-lactate dehydrogenase (NAD+) activity; D-lactate dehydrogenase (cytochrome) activity; FAD binding
Source: RefSeq, a predicted model, not a curated record